AUGGCCGGUUCACCUCCAGCCGCCGUGCCGGCCGAGAGCGCGACGACGACAGUAGAUUCACCGCCAGCCGCUGUACAGGCCGAGAGCCCAGCGACGACAACGGCACAAACUCCAACACCCAACGUAACGGCACCUCUUGAGCCUGAGGAGGAAGACAAUGUUGGUGACCUGUUCCGGACAACUGACGAUACCUCCUCAAUUGAUGAGCGCAUUUCCAAUUUCACCGCCUCGCUAUCAUCGAGCGUUGUUGAUUACCCCGUCGAGUAUGGACGACGGUAUCACGCUUACAGGCCGGGCACUUACAAGUUCCCCAAUGACGGGAAGGAGAUGGAUCGACUUGAUCUCGCUCAUGCUAUGAUUGUCAAGGCAACGGGCAGCAAGCUCUUCCAUGCUCCUCUCGAUUGGGAAAAGAUUCAAUCAAUCCUUGACAUUGGAACGGGCACUGGACUUUGGGCUGUUGAAAUGGGCGACAUCUUUGAACGCGCCGAGGUUUACGGGAAUGACUUGAGCGCCAUUCAGCCCCAAUGGGUUCCUCCUAACGUCAGGUUCGAGAUCGACGACGUCGAGAGCCCCUGGGUUGAGACCAAAAAGUACGACUUCAUCAUGUGCCGAUACAUGACAGCCUCAAUCACGGACUGGCCCAAGCUGGUUCGCAACAUUUACAACCACCUCAACCCGGGCGGCUGGGUCGAAUUCCUCGACAUGAACCCGGAAUUCUACUCAGAGGAUGGUAGCUACACAAAGGACCACGCCACGUACAAGUGGAACCAGGCCUUCCUGAGCGCCAUCCGGGCCGUCGGACGCGACCCGACCCCCGGUCCGGGGCACGAGGGCCGCGUCCGGGAGGCGGGCUUCAUCAACGUCACAGCGGAGAAGUACAAGGCGCCGCUGACGCCGUGGGCCAAGGACCGGCACUACAAGGACCUGGGCAUGAUGAAUCUGGUCCUGACCAUUGAUGGUCUUGAGGGGUUUUCCAUGAAGAUGUUUACCGAAGUCCUCGGACGGACGAGGGAGGAAGUCGAAGUGGAGAUCAUGGGCGUGAGGAACGAGUUGAAGGCCAGUCCGCCCGUCUUCCGCGCUUUGGUUGAAUUCGACGUUGUGUACGGACAGAAACCGCUUGCGGAGCCUGAAGAGCAGACUGAGGUUUAA
Colletotrichum abscissum is the source of this 1149-nucleotide messenger RNA. RefSeq names its product methyltransferase. The record is from RefSeq and is a predicted model, not a curated record. The transcript is spliced from 10 exons. Bases 1 to 1149 code for a protein of 382 amino acids. Gene Ontology annotation, molecular function: methyltransferase activity. NCBI's taxonomy places the organism in Eukaryota, Fungi, Ascomycota, Sordariomycetes, Glomerellales, Glomerellaceae.